Galleria mellonella (greater wax moth) is the source of this 1338-nucleotide messenger RNA. Its product is annotated as zinc finger protein 830. Gene Ontology annotation, biological process: nuclear DNA replication; mitotic DNA damage checkpoint signaling; mitotic DNA replication checkpoint signaling. Gene Ontology annotation, cellular component: nucleus; spliceosomal complex. The record is from RefSeq and is a predicted model, not a curated record. Gene Ontology annotation, molecular function: nucleic acid binding; zinc ion binding. The transcript has 4 exons. Bases 390 to 1289 code for a protein of 299 amino acids. NCBI's taxonomy places the organism in Eukaryota, Metazoa, Arthropoda, Insecta, Lepidoptera, Pyralidae.
UUAUUUAACGUAGUUCUCUAAGUAGUCUGUGUAUUAUUUCUAGUCGCAAAAAGAGAGUAGUUAGAACUUUUCCUUGUUCCUAUUUGUAUAUAGUCUAAUUUAUAAUGAUAUUUUUAUAUUGCAAUUAUUUUUUUUUAUUUUCAUUUGUUUGUGUUCCAUUAAAAGUGUUGCAUUAAAAGUGGUUAUUAGCUAAUGCUUAUCUUGGUUAUUUGUUUUGAUUGACUAAAAACAUAUAUAAAAAUUAACAAUACAUUAUAGUUUUUACGUAUAAAAAAGUACUUUUAAGAUAGACAUCGCAGAAGGCGUUGUGAUAUACUUAAAUUUUAAUAAAGAGGUUAUUUUAGGCAAGUUAUUUAUCCACAAAACAAUUCCGUAAUAAUCCAUCAAAAAUGUCUUUACGAAUGCAAAUGGAAAAGAAAAAGACCCAAGUGGAAAUGCGUCGACUGAUGGCUGAACGUAAAAAAAAAGAUACGAAAAUCGUUAAGAUAGAUAAUCCUCUUGCUAAAUACAACAAUGCAGGACAAUUAACAUGCAUACUUUGUAACUCUAUAGUGAGAUCUGAAAAUGUAUGGACAGUACAUAUAAAUAGUAAACAGCAUAGAGAAAAUGUUGAAAAAGCUAAAAAAUUAAAAGAGUUAACGAAUAAUUUUACUGUUGGAAAGAUAAAACGCAAACUAAUAAGCCCUCCAAGAGAUGUCCCUGUAGAAAAAAAGUUAAAAGGCAUAUUAAAAAAUGCUAGUGAAGCAGUUACAUCAAUUGUAUCAAAAUCUACUAAUAAUGUACCACAUAUAAUAUCGUAUCACAAUGAAGAAAUCAAAAGAUCACCUCUUAUUCCUGGACUUCCUGUUGAGAGAAAACAAGAUCCCCAAACAUCAACAGAGACUCAAGAGCAAGAUUUAAAAACUCAGUUACCUGAUCAGCCUAUACCAGAAGGAUUCUUUGAUGAUCCAAUAUUGGAUGCUAAGAUGAGAAAUAUCGAAUACAAAGAUCCAGUUGAAGAGGAGUGGGAGAGAUUUCAAAAGGAAAUGAAAGAAGAAGCUAGUGCGUCUGCAGAAAUUAUAGCUGGUGAGCAAGAGGAAGCAACAGCAAAGCGACAACUUGACGAAAUCGAUGAACAGAUACGCAAUUGGUCUAGAGUUCUCGAUCUGGAAUUGAAAAAAGAAGAAACUAAAAAGAAAAAGCAAGACAUGGAUGAACAAAUGAGUGAAGAUAUUGAAGAUGAUGAUGGCAACGAAGAUGAUAAUAUAGAUGAGUUUUUGGACUGGCGGGCGAAAAAAUCUUACAGUUAACUCUUAACUCUGUUCUUUUACUUUUAUAAAAUAAAUAUUGUUCUUCUAC